This is a messenger RNA of Aspergillus wentii DTO 134E9, 2360 nucleotides long. Its product is annotated as Zn(II)2Cys6 transcription factor. Gene Ontology annotation, biological process: positive regulation of transcription by RNA polymerase II. Gene Ontology annotation, cellular component: nucleus. Bases 13 to 2040 code for a protein of 675 amino acids. Gene Ontology annotation, molecular function: DNA-binding transcription factor activity, RNA polymerase II-specific; zinc ion binding; transcription cis-regulatory region binding. The record is from RefSeq and is a predicted model, not a curated record. The transcript is spliced from 3 exons. Lineage: Eukaryota; Fungi; Ascomycota; Eurotiomycetes; Eurotiales; Aspergillaceae.
GUAUAUCACAAAAUGCUUCGCAAUCGCACUCUCACCGGCUGUGGAACGUGUCGUUCUCGCCAUCUGAAAUGCGACGAAACACGCCCCGUCUGUCGAACCUGCCAACGCCUCAACCUGGUGUGUCAAGGCUACGAACCGCGAUUUAAAUGGAUCGACCAGGAUCAGAAGAGCCCUCCUGCCGAUGAAUCGGAGGUGAAGACGUUCAGACGGCCAUUAUUCCAGUCGGAGGAGCAAGAGUUGAUGACACGCAUCACCGCCGACAGCCUCGGGAAACUGACGGCGAAUUCUGCGCUGGCCAGGCUGGAGAACGAGCAGUUCAAGACGGCGGAUGGGGUGGACGGGGCGGAUUUCGAGGUGUUCAGGGGUCCGUUUGGGGUGUUGAGGAUGUCUGAAAUGCCAGUUGAUGUUCCUGUUCCGGUGCCUGAGGCUGUUCCUGAACCAGAGGUGGACGUUCCAGAGGCCAUCGACGUGGAGGAAAUUGAGGCUAUCCCAGAAGAACCACUUCCAGCCGAGCAAUUCAACGACUGGGAGAUGAUGUGGCCCAUCCAUGACUCGGCCAUCGACUCUCUGCCUCUGCUGGAUGACACUCGCACUGAUUAUCCCGACAUCUUCACCCCAUUCGACAACCCCGACUCUUUCCCUGCGUAUCUAUCCCCAAUGCCGUUUUUCGAUCUCCCUGGCACAGAAAUCAUCCCGUCGCAAGCACCAUUCCUACUACGCCACUUUAAAGAGAAUAUGAUAUCCCUGUCGUUUCCGCUGCGGAAUUGUCGGAAAUGUCCGUGGCAGACGAUUCAUCUGCCCAGUGCGAUGAGCACGUAUGCAGAGUUAAGUAUCUACAAAACAGCCAGCCAUACGAAAAUGUCGCUUUUCUACUCGUUACUUGCGGCGAGCUGCUUUCAUCUGUCGACGCAGGCGCAGCGAUCGUUUGAUUGGGAUAAAUUGGGGAAUACAUAUACGGAACUGGCGAAGCAGAAGCUAAAAAGAGCCUUGAAAGAGGAGGUGAUCGGACCAAAGAAGGCGAGAUAUAAAGAGCUGCUCAUGGCUCUGCUGUCUCUCGUGAUGCUUGCUAUCCUCAAUGGCAAAGACAUCGACGCGCAGGUCCUCCUCAUCGACGCAGAGUGUCUCAUUCGCAUGCGAGGACUGCCCAAACCACGCAAAUCUGUCAAACUACGAUCCCUACACCAUGUCUACACCUAUCUGCGCAUCAUGGCCGAGAGUACCUGCGGCUGUGCACUGUUGAAGAUGCGCCCGGACCGACCGUCCUCAAGUCUCUUCUCACUCGAAUCAUCGUAUCUCACACCGCGCAGCUUCCGAGUCGCAGACUACUCCACCGACGCGGAUCUGGAUAUGCAGUUGGAGAAGAGCAUCGACAUGGGCUACAACGACAUCCACCUCGAGGUGAUGGGCACGUGGAAGGAAACGCUGUAUCCAGAGAUAUACGGGAUUCCAGAAUCGCUGAUGGCCCUGCUCUCGCAGACGAUCCGACUCGCCAACGAGCAGGAUCUCUUGCAUGAGAAUUCCACCAUCAACACCGACAUCGCGAUGAGUCUCAACCGGCGCGCAAAACUUCUCGAAAAACCCAUCCUGGCGUGGGAAUUGCCCCAUCAAUCACAGUCUCUCGAUGACGUCCUCGCCGAAGGAGAUGUUGGACGUACCAGCGCAACUUACUACAUGGUUCUCGCCGUCCACCAAGCCCUCAUCCUCUUCUACUACCGCCGCAUCCGCAACAUCCACGCCUCCAUCCUGCAAGAAACCGUCCGAAAAACACUGGGGUAUCUGGUGCAAAGCGACCAAGCCGAUCGAGGAUGUGCGAUCCCCUGGCCCGGUUUUCUGGCUGCGUGUGAGGCGUUGGAUCCGCAGUUGCAAAGUGAAUUAGCCGGGUGGCUGCGGUCGACGGGGCAGAGGACGGGGUUGCGGUCGUUUAUUACCGCUGCGGAGACGGCGGAGAGGGUGUGGAGGGCGCGGAGGGACCGGGAGGAUUAUACGCUGAGUUGGUUGGAGGUGAUGAAUUCGAGCCAGUCGGCGAUCAUUGCCAGUUAAUUUUCUGUUUUGUUUUCUUUCUGUUUAUCAUCGUUUGGCGUUGACUAUUUCGUAUCUUAUCGAGUCUGGUGUUUGGUAAGUUUGGGUGGGGCGGAGUCACCUUCCAUUUCGGUUCGACAUUCUGGAUGCGGUUUUGUAUAGGAUAAGGAGUUUCUUUUUUCUUUUUGAUUUCUUUUGAUGACUGUAGUCGUUACCAGCUUCCAUUCAUGUAUACUUAUAUCAUCGAUGAGGGGUUGAGGGGUAGAGGGUAUGGAGGGGUUGAAGAUAUAUAGAUCCAUCAUCACCAGCUUACAUCUAUUCAUCUUAAGAUACUAACAUCC